Drosophila ficusphila is the source of this 1666-nucleotide messenger RNA. Its product is annotated as zinc finger protein 26. Gene Ontology annotation, cellular component: nucleus. The coding region runs from base 99 to 1577 and encodes 492 amino acids. Gene Ontology annotation, biological process: regulation of transcription by RNA polymerase II. Gene Ontology annotation, molecular function: RNA polymerase II cis-regulatory region sequence-specific DNA binding; DNA-binding transcription factor activity; zinc ion binding. NCBI's taxonomy places the organism in Eukaryota, Metazoa, Arthropoda, Insecta, Diptera, Drosophilidae. The transcript is spliced from 3 exons. The record is from RefSeq and is a predicted model, not a curated record.
CGGUAUAUCGGCAAUCGGCAAUCGAUAACGGGAGGUGCAAGGCAGGACGCGCAUUAAAGAUUUAUUUUCUUAGCUGCCACUAAAGUGUAAAUGUCAGCAUGGAGGCAAUGUCGUUGGAGCAGCCGGGCUCCAUUCCACAGCCUCCCUCUCCAAAGGAUGUCUUCUGCCGCGUUUGCAACAACUUAUCGCCCCUUUGUUUGCCGCUUUUCAAACCGCUUUAUGGCUUGAUUGCCGGUAAGCCCACAACUCUGGCCAAGAUUUUGAGCUAUUGCAGCGGACUGCAGAUCCUGGAGACAGAACUAUUUCUGCCGCACCACAUUUGCCCCCACUGCGUGGUCGGCUUGCGGCUCUCUCUGCAAUUUAAGAGAAAGGUCCUUUGGAUGGACAGGAAUCUAAGGCAAAGUCAUCUGGGGUGUGGCCGUUCCAAAAGGACUAACAAUGCCACAAAUGAUUUUAUACUUGUGCUUGAUGACCAGGAAACAAUAAACGCUUUCCACCAGGAUCCGACAAAUUCAGUAGACCCAAGCCCGCAAGUCGAAAAGCACCUAAAUCUGAAAGCCUUGACCGAAGAAAAGAGUCAGCCGGUAGAGCUGGAUCUACAGGAGGGAGGGCUGCAUUUUGAACUUGAAACCGAUGAACAAUUCGCGGAUAUGGAAUAUCCCUACAAGGUCGCGAAGAAUUCAGCACAAAUUGUAGAAAAAGAAGAACUAGUGACACAGGCACUUGCGGCCAGCAAGUGCAGGCUUGGAAAAGCUCUUAAUCCUUCGCUGCGGUGUCUGAUUUGCCAAAAGCAAAUGAGCUGCAAACAAACGUUUGAGUAUCACAUAAAGCUCCAUGGCCCGUCCUACGAUUGCAUGGGAAGCAGUCCACAAAACACAGCUGCCAACAUUGAGGAAUGCAAUGAACUCUACGAUAUGUUGAAGAAACCAGAUCAGUCGUGGGCGACACAGAAACCCUUGGCCAGCAGGAGCAGGCCAAGGAAAGCUUCUAACGUCUCUCUGCAGUGUCAGAUCUGCGGCAAGCAACUUAGCACCAACAACUCGUUCAAAUACCACAUGCAGCUCCACGGCACUGCGACGCCCUUCGCUUGCAAGGUGUGCGACGAGUCUUUCAAGACGCGCAACGCCCUUAAGGGCCACGCGACGCUGCACGACGUGAACAACCCUAACAGGUGUCCCACCUGCGCCAAGGUCUUUCGCCAUGCGUCUUCUCUCCGCACCCACCUGCUGAUUCACAGCGGCAGCAAGCCCUUCGAGUGCAGCAUCUGUGGCAAGGGACUGACCCAGAAGUCCGGGUACAAGAAGCACAUGCUCACGCACACGGGCGAGAGGCCGCACGGCUGCGACGUCUGCGGCAGGAGCUUCCGCUACUCGAGCAACUUGAUCGCCCACAAGAGGUGCCACAGCCAGGAGAAGCCGCACCACUGUGCCGUGUGCCAGAAGCGGAGCUUUGGCAGCAGGUCUGAGCUGAACCGCCAUAUGCUGGUCCACAGCAGCGAGCGGCUGUUCGACUGCGGCAAGUGCGGGAAAUCCUUUAAGCGGAAGGUGUCCCUUAGCAUCCACCUGCAGUCGCACUAACAGGCCGUAAAGGAGAGAGGCAUGAAUGGAUUAUCAGUUCAAAUCAAGAAAGUAUGUACAGCGAAAACCAAAUACAUUUUUAGAGGUCA